Molecule: messenger RNA, 1103 nt
Organism: Aspergillus piperis CBS 112811
Lineage: Eukaryota; Fungi; Ascomycota; Eurotiomycetes; Eurotiales; Aspergillaceae
Product: type 1 glutamine amidotransferase domain-containing protein
Exons: 4
Coding region: 139-843 (234 amino acids)
Molecular function (GO): glyoxalase III activity
Source: RefSeq, a predicted model, not a curated record
CCCAGCCAGAACCCCGCCAGGCAUUUAAAUUUAAAUACACAGUGGUCCCGUUCUCCCCAAAAUACAGAGUAGGAAGCAAACCUCAUCUUCUCAAUUGCCAUUCAAUUAAGUCAACCAAAUAACAACUAUUCAUCCAAGAUGGCCCCCAAAGUCCUCGUCGUCCUCACCUCCCACGACCACCACAAUGCCAACAAUAACCCCACCGGUUGGUACUUGCCCGAAUUCGCCCACCCCUGGGACGUCCUCCACUCCAAAGCUGAGCUGGUAAUCGCCUCCCCAGCCGGCGGCAAAGCCCCACUGGACCCGGGCUCCAUUGAAAUGUUCAAGCAGGACCCCGUGUCCCAGAAAUUCCUCAAGGAGCAGGAAUCCCUCUGGACCAACACGGUCAAGCUGUCGGAUGUUGUGUCGCGGGUUUCUGAAUUCGAUGCCAUCUUCUACGUUGGUGGUCAUGGACCUAUGUACGACCUCUACAGUGACAAGACCUCCCUGGCCCUGAUCCAAGCCUUCGCUGUGGCCAAGAAGCCCGUCGCGGCGGUGUGUCAUGGCCCUGCGGUGCUAGUGAAUGCUACCACGCCCUCCGGAACAGCGUUGUUGAAGGGUGCGGAGGUGACUGGGUUCUCGAAUACCGAGGAGGACCAGGUGCAGCUGAGUUCGAUUAUGCCGUUUAUGUUGGAGGAUGAGUUGAAGAGGGUGGGUGCUACCUAUGUCAAGGCUGAGCAGCCGUGGGGGGAGAAGGUGGUGGUGUCCCAGGUUGCCGAGUUGGGAGGAGCGGUCAUUACGGGACAGAACCCGGCGAGUGCGACUGGGGUUGGAAAGGCUAUUUUGACGGCUUUGGGGUUGUAAGUUGACUUUGUGUGGGGAAGGAUUGUUAGGAAAUCAUGUCAUUUUGAUACGAUGAGAAUGUUGCUCGAAUAGAUUGCAACCCGGAACGCCGAGACCACAUUGUAUAGGCCAUGGAAAUACCCACAGCCGGGAUUGAAGCACAACAGUAGCACUUUUCAACCUUGCUUGACAAAUUGCUCCUGAACCUCCAGGCUAUGCUUCGCGAACCGGCUCUUCGCUCGGAUCCGCUCCCCAUACAACAAAAACAACAACGGCACACU